GAAUUUCAAGAUGUUAACAUCUAAGUCCUGAAUUAACCAGCAAGUUGGUCUCAUUUGAACCAGUACAAGGUGUUUUGUAAGGGGGAGACAAGGACAGACAAGGAACUUUUAAGCAGAGGGUUUAGGGUAGAAGAGCUGAAAAAACUUUUGGCUUUAGCUAGCUAGCUACAGUGACUUUUUUUUAAAAAAUGUAUCCACAUGAUAGGAAAGACAACUAAUGCCUAUGACAUUAAAAGUAUUCAUGUUACGCUAAAAUAUAUUUUAGUCAGAUGGUUAAACCAGAAAGAUUGCAAAAAAAAGUAAACUGUUUGUAUCCAUCAUUCCCGCUCAAGUUUUGUUAAUUAAUAUCCACUUUGCUUUUUGUAAACAAUAACAAUCUGCUAAUAUGGCAGCCUGGCAGCAACCAAGCUAUCCACAGUGGAGAGUUCAUGUUUUUUUCCUUAGCUAGCCAUAACGUUUAUCGACCUUAUUUCGUAGCUGUUAUGAAGUGAAAAGAACACGUUUGUCACUAGCAAUCUGUAGCUAUCUGCCUUGAGUAAAUUGCACCACAUAAAUUGUUGUUUGUAUAAUAAUGAUCUGGAGAAGAGUAAUAAGAAAUGGUUUACGAAGUGGACUUUGUUUAUCAUCGAGGUUAUGUUUUGCCAAUAUUAGCUUGCACUCAAGACAACAAGUUUUAACUUCCAAAAACGCAAUUUUGAAAAAGAGAUGUUGUUCAUCACGGUUUGCCUGGAAAACUUUCAGAACUUCGUUUUGUACUAGCAGUUCAAUGUCACUUAAUGAAUUCACAAAUAUUGUUGAUGACACAUUGGAAGAAUUAGCAGAUCACUUUGAUUGUUUGGCUGACGAAGGCUUCUUUUCAGACAGCUAUGACUGUCUGUUAGCUGAUGGUGUCAUGACUGCAAAACUUGGUGAAUAUGGAACAUAUGUGAUCAAUAAACAGACCCCUAACAGACAAAUAUGGUUAUCGUCUCCAGUAAGUGGUCCAAAAAGAUAUGAUUUUGUUGACAAAGGCUGGUAUUAUUCGCACGAACCUGGUAAAUCUUUACAUCAACUGUUAUCGGAUGAAUUAUCGGAUUUAACAAAACAAAAAACGGAUUUUACUCAUUUAGCCCACGAUAUUAAAAAGCAGAGUUAAAAUAAUAACUCGUAAUUUUAUAGUGGGAAAGACUGAAUCACGUGGUGGUCAAGUUAAUCACGUGAUCUAAUAAGCAGUUGACAAGCGGACGGAGAAGUUAGCCGUAAAGGAAUAUGAACCUUUUAACAUUUUAACUUUACGAGAUUAGAGAAUCAAUCUGUAUACCAACUGUAUCUUGAAUAAAAUAAAUUUAGGCUGGUUCUUGCAA
Messenger RNA from Hydractinia symbiolongicarpus, 1343 nucleotides. RefSeq names its product frataxin, mitochondrial-like. NCBI's taxonomy places the organism in Eukaryota, Metazoa, Cnidaria, Hydrozoa, Anthoathecata, Hydractiniidae. The record is from RefSeq and is a predicted model, not a curated record. The transcript is spliced from 6 exons. Gene Ontology annotation, molecular function: 2 iron, 2 sulfur cluster binding; ferric iron binding; ferrous iron binding. Gene Ontology annotation, biological process: iron incorporation into metallo-sulfur cluster; intracellular iron ion homeostasis. Bases 572 to 1135 code for a protein of 187 amino acids. Gene Ontology annotation, cellular component: mitochondrion.